CGAGGGGGCGUGGACUUUCCAAAUCUAAAAACGUAAAGUCAGCCUACAGACGAAAACAAAUGAGAAUUGAGAAAAAGUAGAAACAGGUUCACUUAGUAUAUGAACGAGUUUAAUCCACGGGGCUUCCCAAAUCCAAGGGUAUCUAAAAAGACACCAGCAUGACUCAGUGGAAACAGGUCCAGCACUUAGAAAUUAAGUUUUUGGAGCAGGUGGACCAUUUUUAUGAUGACAACUUCCCCAUGGAAAUUCGACAGUUUCUAGCAGACUGGAUUGAAAAUCAGGACUGGGAUACUGCUUCAAACAGUGAAUCAAUGGCCACAGUACUCUUUCAUAAUCUACUAUCACAGCUGGAAGAGCAGUGUUCCCAGGAAAAGAUGUUUCUCCAGAGACACAACCUGAAAAGAAUCAAACAGCAGACUGAGGUGAAAUAUAGAGCAAAUCCUUUGCACAUGGCAGGAGUUAUAUCUAAUUGCCUUAGAGAGGAGAGGAGGAUAAUUGCUACUUCAUGUAUGUUGGAACAGGGACCACUGGAGACAUCUAUGCAGAACUCGGUUGUUUUCGAAAGACAAAGAAAUUUGGAAAACAGGGUAGCUGUGAUAAGGAGCAGUGUGCUGAUAAUCGAACAAGGUGUGAAAUAUUUAGAAGACAUGCAGGACGAGUUUGAUUUCAGAUUCAAAACACUACAAUCCAGAGACCCAGCUGAAAGGAACAAUGACCAUGUGAGGCAGGAGGUUGUCAGACUGCAGGAUAUGCUGAAUACACUGGAUUACAAGAGGAAGGAAACACUUGGUAAGAUGACAGACCUCAUAAAGGAAAUCGAAUCACUAAUGAACACGCCGCUGAAUGAGGAGCUGAUGGACUGGAAGAGACGGCAGCAGAUCACCUGCAUUGGAGGGCCUCUUCUAACAGGGCUCGACCAGCUCCAGAAUUGGUUUACAUUGACAGCACAGAGCUUAUUUCAAGUCAGAAGACAGUUGGAUAAGUUGGAAGAGCUUGUGAUGAAAGUAACAUAUGAUGGAGACCCUAUUCCCUUAGAAAAACCUCAGCUAGAAGAAAGGGUCAAGUUAUUGAUCUACCACCUCAUUAAAAGCUCCUUUGUGGUCGAAAGGCAACCUUGCAUGCCAACCCAUCUUCAGAGGCCGCUUAUCAUUAAAACUGGAGUGCUGUUCACCACCAAGCUCAGGUUGCUGGUUAAACUACCAGAAGUAAACUAUCAGCUGAAGGUCAAGGCAACAUUUGAUAAGGAUCUUCAGGCAGGCAGAGUGAGUCGUCAGUUUUUCAUAUUAGGAACGAACACAAAACUAAUGGACGUAGAAGAAUCUUCCAACGGAUGCUUGUCUGUGGAGUUCCGGCACCUGCAACUCAAGGAACGCAAAUAUGUGAAUGGAUCAAAGGGAAAUGAGGGCCCUCUAUUUGUCACUGAAGAGCUUCAUUCCAUAAGUUUUGAGGCACAAUUCUGUAUACAGGGAUUAACAAUAGAUUUAGAGACAAGCUCCUUGCCUGUUGUUGUUAUUUCCAAUGUAAGUCAGCUUCCUGGUGGCUGGGCUUCUGUUAUAUGGUACAACCUAUUGACAGACGAACUUAAGAACCUGUCUUUCUUCACCAGCCCUCCCCCUGCCACCUGGAGCCAGCUGUCUGAAGUACUGAGCUGGCAGUUUUCUUCAUUUGUUGGACGAGGUCUCAAUAACGAACAACUCAGCAUGCUGGGAGAGAAACUCCUGGGUCAACACAUUUCCCGCAAUGAGUGCCAGGUUCACUGGUCAAAGUUCUGUAAGGAGAACAUACCUGGGAAGCCUUUCAGUUUCUGGCACUGGUUAGAUUCAAUACUAGAACUAAUAAAGAAGUACCUCCUGCCUCUUUGGAUAGAUGGAUAUAUCAUGGGGUUUGUGAGCAAGGAGACUGAACGUGCCUUACUGAAAGAGAAGGAGCCUGGGACCUUCCUGUUGAGAUUCAGCGAGAGCCACUUAGGAGGAAUCACCUUCACAUGGGUGGAUCAGUCGGAGAACGGAGAAGUGAAGUUUAAUUCAGUGGAGCCUUACACCAAGAGUCGCCUGACUGCACUGCCUUUUGCUGACAUUAUCAGAGACUACAAAGUGAUAGUUGAUAGAAACGUUCCGGAGAACCCGCUAAAGUUACUCUACCCAGGCAUCCCGAAAGAUGAGGCUUUUGGAAAGCAUUACAACAGUCAACCAAGUACAGAAUCACAGUAUAUUCCAUCUGUUUUCAUCCCGGUCUCCCAGUUUAGAAAUGCUUCGACUGCCUCAUUCUCCUCACUCGACCUUCUGCCCAUGUCUCCUGGGAUGUUCGAUGAACUCACACAGAAACUCAGUCCUGUGGAAAUCGAGACCGCUAUGAGUUCUCCAUAUUCAGAGUAAUUUGGACUAUCUGAGGAAGUGAGGACAAUCUCUUCAACCAUAUGCACUUAAACCUUUUCUGGUAUAAGCUCUGAAAACUUUCAGAAAUCUAGGAUCUCAGAUCAUGCCUGAAAUUACUUAAUACGUAUUUUUUGAGCUAAUUAAAAUAAUUCAAACAAUUAUACCAAGUGUGCACUUCCAUUUACUGUCCAUUGCAGAUCUCAUCAUGUUUGCCGUUUUGAAAGAAGCGUGGUACCAUACAAGACUAUAGAGAGUUCUCAGUUUGCACUAGGUCAUUCCUAGGUCAUUUCACCUCAUUUGACAGCAUGUGUCAUUAGGGAAACAUUUUGUUGGUAAUGAUCCUAAAGGAGGCAUGGGGUGGGGUGGGGUGGGGUGGGGUGGGGUGGGGUGGGGGGGAUUUGCAAGGCCAUCUGGAAGUAAGGCAUGCAAACAAAGCUUUGAGAACUGCUUUUAGAUCCUGCUUUUGUUGGGUAUACAGUUAGAACCCUUCCAAAAAUCUAAAAUGGAUAUUUAACUUCUCAUUUAGCCAUACUGACUUUUGGGGUCAUGGAGUCAGUUCUCAUAAAAAUAUCAGGUGCCAUAUAGCAACAGUGUCAGUAUGCCUUCUCUGGGUUUGAACCCUAUUAAAGCACCAUGGCGGUGUUGGGGGUGGGGGGGGGGGGGGGAUACGGGGGUUGGUGUAUUUCAAAUGAGGUAAUGGCUCAACAUUAGUUCAUAACAGACAGGCAUAUUAUUGUGUUAUCAAAAGAUCUAUAAUAUUGAAACAGGAUAUGGAAGUAUCUGAAAUGUCUUUUUUAUAAACAUGACUAAAUCUCAGUAUUUUUAAAUGUUAUCAUGUCUUGUACAGAUAUUGUAUAUUUAAGUAUAUGAAUAUUUAAAAUCAGCCUUCAAGUACUGCUGGUAGAUGCAUUGUAUUGUGUUUAUGCAUUCAAAGAUUUUAAGCGAAUUGUUAAAAUGUUACCUAAUACUGUAAACACAGUAUAUUAUUUGCUUAUAUAUAUAUAUAUAUAUAUAUAUAUAUAUAUAUAUAUAUAUAUAUAUAUAUAUAUAUAUAUAUAUAUAUAUAUACACAUUUAUUAUAUCUACAUUUAUUCAAAUGUACAUGUAUGCUUUUUUGUUUUGUUUGUCUUUAUAGUGUCUGAAUGUAUUUUUUCAAUUUUAAAUUUCAAAUGUAAGGUGACAUUUUCAUUUUUUAUAUUUUCAUUAAAAACACUGACAAUAUAGGAGUUUGACGUUUGAUAUGUAGUAGGGGUCACAUUUGUUAUUGCUGUUGGUGUUAUCUUGAUAUCCAUCCAUAAGGCUUCCUUCAAUUCAAACUAUUGCUGUUACUUUAAUUUUUACAAAGCAGAAAAGUGCCUUUUUUUUCUUUAAAUUUAGUCGUUGCAAAUUAUUUUUAUUAUUUUCUCCCAAUUUGGAAUGGCCAAUUAUUUUUUUAAGCUCAGCUCACCGCUACCACCCCAGCGCUGAUUCGGGAGGCCAAAGACGAACGCACACUGUCCUCUGGAGCGUGUGCCAGCAGCCGACCGCUUUUUGUCGCGCUGCGGACUCACCAUGCAGCCACCCAAGAGCUACUGCGUCGGAGGACAACGCAGCUCUGGGCAGCUCACAGGCACGCCCGCAGGCGCCCGGCAAGACUACAGGGGUCGCUGGUGCGCGGUGAGCUGAGGACACACUGACCAACCUAACCCUCCCUUCCCCCCGGGCGGCGCUCGGCCAAUUGUGCGCCGCCCCCUGGGAGCUCCCGUCCACGGUUGGCAGUGGAAUAGCCUGGACGCGAACCAGCAACGUCCAGGCUAUAGAGCGCAUACUACACUCCACGUGGAACGCCUUUACUGGAUGCGUCACUCGGGAGCCCCAAGCUGAGGGUCUGUCAAUCACGUGAUUAGGCACUAUCAUUUCCAACAUUACAGAUUCAUUUGUACUGUGUUGUAGUAAGGUGUAUUUUAAUUUUCGUGAUCAUGUUUUUAAUGAACUUAAGUUGUAAGCAAAUUUGAAAUAAAUAAAUAUGAUUAAAAGGGGGUUUGUGUAUGAAAUGUGUGUACUGUAGCUUUGACAAUAAAAUGCAAUCUAAA
Messenger RNA from Acipenser ruthenus (sterlet), 4447 nucleotides. Its product is annotated as signal transducer and activator of transcription 4-like. Gene Ontology annotation, molecular function: DNA-binding transcription factor activity, RNA polymerase II-specific; RNA polymerase II cis-regulatory region sequence-specific DNA binding. Lineage: Eukaryota; Metazoa; Chordata; Actinopteri; Acipenseriformes; Acipenseridae. The coding region runs from base 159 to 2375 and encodes 738 amino acids. Gene Ontology annotation, biological process: regulation of cell population proliferation; defense response; cytokine-mediated signaling pathway. The transcript has 24 exons. The record is from RefSeq and is a predicted model, not a curated record.